This is a messenger RNA of Haliotis rubra (blacklip abalone), 5777 nucleotides long. Its product is annotated as kinesin-like protein KIF28P. The record is from RefSeq and is a predicted model, not a curated record. Gene Ontology annotation, biological process: microtubule-based movement; cytoskeleton-dependent intracellular transport. The transcript is spliced from 29 exons. Gene Ontology annotation, molecular function: ATP hydrolysis activity; microtubule motor activity; microtubule binding. Bases 131 to 3496 code for a protein of 1121 amino acids. Gene Ontology annotation, cellular component: microtubule; kinesin complex. Lineage: Eukaryota; Metazoa; Mollusca; Gastropoda; Lepetellida; Haliotidae.
UCAUACGAAUAGCGCAGUGGCGAGUUAGUCGGGCGAGGAGAUAUGGCUUGUGUCGCCACUGUUUGAUAUGGAAUUUAUCCCAUAUAAUCUGGGAUCAGGAUUACGUAUUAGAAGCUAAAGACACACGAGCAUGCCGGAGGAUUCGGUGAAAGUGGCCGUGAGGGUCCGUCCCUUUAACCAAAGGGAGAAGGACCGCCAGGCCAAACUGAUCAUCAAGAUGCAGGACAAGAUGACGAUGAUCAUAAACCCUGAUGGAAACAAUGAAGAUCCCAAAAAGUUUUCUUUUGAUUACUCCUACUGGUCACAUGACGGCUAUGUGGAAGAGAAUGGUUUACUGGUACCACGACCAGGAUCAAACUAUGCAAGUCAGCAGGAUGUGUUCGGUGACCUUGGUCAAGGCGUGCUGGACAAUGCCUUCGAAGGUUACAACUGCUCGCUGUUCGCGUACGGCCAGACUGGCUCAGGGAAGUCGUACUCCAUGGUGGGCUAUGGAGCAAAUAAGGGAAUAGUCCCUAUCACAUGUAAUGAGCUGUUUAAGACAAUGGCUGCUAACACAGAUUCUAAUAAGAGGUUUGAGGUGACCUUCUCCAUGUUGGAGAUCUACAAUGAGCAGGUUCGUGACCUUCUGUCCAAAGACAACCCCAAGGGCGGACUCACAGUGAGGCAGAACCCAAAACUGGGCAUGUUCUACGUGGAGAAUCUUAAACGUGUGCCAGUCGGCAGCUAUGAGGAAAUAGAAAAGAGGACUGAACAAGGUACGGCAAGUCGAACAGUAGCCUCCACCAACAUGAAUGCCACCAGUAGUCGAGCUCACACCGUGGUCACCAUCACGUUUGACCAGAUCAUCAAGAACGAGACGGGCUCCGAGACGAAGAAAAGCAGUGUGAUGAACUUGGUGGAUCUGGCUGGUUCUGAGAGAGCUGACAGUACUGGUGCCACUGGAGAUCGUCUUAAAGAGGGCGCCAACAUCAACAAGUCUCUCUCAGCUCUCGGAAAUGUCAUAUCGGUGCUGGCGGACCUGUCUAUGGGGAAGAAGAAGGUGAUGGUGCCGUACCGAGACUCUGUCCUCACCAAGCUGCUCCAGAACGCCCUGGGAGGAAACAGUAAAACCGUCAUGAUUGCCGCCCUGUCCCCUGCAGACAUCAACUACGAUGAAACUCUGGGAACCUUACGAUAUGCAGACCGUGCCAAAAAAAUUAAGAAUCAGGCUGUCAUUAAUGAAAAUCCACUUGACAAAAUGAUCAGAGAACUCAAGGAAGAGAAUGACAGACUGAAGCGUGCCCUGGAUGGUGGAGGAGUCAUCGGUGGUGGAGAUGUAACCAUGUCACCAGAAGACCAGAUGCAGAUGAGGAAGAAGAUGGAGGAAGAGAUCCGGGCUCAGCUGAUGGCCAACCAGCAGCUCCUCUCGGACAACACCCAGAACUGGGACCAGAUGUUGUCCGAGGAGCGGCAUGAAACAGACGCAAUAACUCAGGCUGACAACCGAGAAAUGUCCAAGAAGAAGACAAUGCCUCAUAUGGUCAACCUGAAUGAGGACCCCAUGCUCUCAGGGGUCGUGUUCCACUUCCUUGAACAAGGGGACACAACUAUCGGAAGGAAAGAUGCCAACCCACAACCAAAGAUUUGUCUCAGUGGUCUCAGCAUACAGAAGCAGCACGCAGUCAUCUACAACACAAAUAACGGUGUAGAGAUAGAACCGGUGGGCAGCCAUGGCGCCAAGACAAAGGUGAACGGGCUGCCACUUGCAGGACGCAAACAGCUGGGUCAUAAAGACAGGAUUCUGUUUGGAUCAAACCACCUGUAUGUAUUCAUGAACCCACUGAAGCCAGAGACCGAUGUGGACCUCCCAGCUCAGAUCACGUGGGAAUAUGCCCAGAAAGAGAUUGCUCAGGCCAAGGGUUUCGCCACAGGGUCAGCGGGCAUGACAAAAGAACAGCAAAUCGCUCAGGAACAGAUCCUCGAGAUCCUCCCGAUGGUGUCGGAGGUCAAUGCUGUGUCGGAGGAACUCAACAAACAGAAAAACUUUGAGGUCGUCCUGAUCUCCGCAGCAGCCCAGGAGGGUCAGGGUGGCCAGAAGGGAACCAGUUUCAGGGCAAGCAUUUUCAUACCGAUUGUGUUCCCCGAUGACAUGCGAGUGAUGGUCAAGAUGAAGAACCUUCUUAAUGGCAACACCUGGCUGUGGGAACGAGGCAAGUUCAUGAACAGGCGAUACCUCAUACAGGAAAUGUACCAACGUUACUUGGAUGGAGAGGAUGUAUCACACAUCAAGAAGGAAGACGACCCGUUCUGGGAGCCGACAGAGGAUGUGCUGAUUGGUACCGCCAACGUGUUUCUUCAGUCGCUGGCAUUCGGGCUAGACUUUGAUGACAAGGUUGUCAUUACGGAUUACAAGGCGCAAGAAGAAGGAUUUCUGUAUGUGAAUGUCACACCCUGUACUCAGUCGGGCAAACCUUUUGACGAGGAAUACUUUGUGGAGAGCCCCAACGAGUUGCUGAAGAAGCCGUAUCACUUUAAGGUGACAAUACAGAGUGCAGACAUCAACAAACCCCGCUUCUCGAAGGGUGUCCGCAUCAAGUACAAGGAUUACAAGGGGGACUUUGUGGAGACUCCAAUGGUCAGCGGUACCCUGCAGCCACAGUUUAAACACUCCAAGAUCAUCACUUUCCCCGAGGUCACCCAGGAACACUUAAACUUCUUUGAGAAAGGCAACAUAGCGUUCCUGGUUUACGGUGUUCAGGAGGACACGGUGCCGGAUCGCCGUCUGCUCAAACUGUCCACAAGGGAGCUGCGUCAGAUGGAACAAAUGGGUAAUAUGGCAGAUAAUGGGCGUCGUGGUACUAUAUUUGGAAAUGAUGCAGUUGUGUCUGAUCAGUCCCAUCUGAAGACUGAGAUUGUACUUCUACAGAGGAAAUACGAGAGGCUGGCACAGAAGGAGAAACGGAUGCAGCAACUGUGUGACGAAUGGUCCAAGAAAAAUCCGGAGCAUCAGCAGUUUGAGCCAUUUUUACGUUCAGUGUCUGCUGUGGCUAACAGUUCAGGGACAAGACUCAAGACUCGCGUACAGUUACUCAACCAGGUUUCAGAAGAGAAAGAUGACGAUAUAAUUAGCUUGUAUGUAUUUGGUGAAGAGGAAUCAGCUUUAGCAGAAGAGGCCGAUCAGAAUGCGGGGCUCAUCGAGUACAAUAAAGUGGCCAAACACCAUUUUGACUAUGAUAAGCCUGCCAUACCCAGACAGAAUACGUUUAUUAAGUCCCGGAGUUUCGACAGCGAUUCAUUAGGGUCAGUAGACCUAGAACCCUUCAUGAAAGCCCCUAGAGAUCAUGAAAAUAAUAACAAGCCUCGCAAUCGAAAUAAGAACGAACUGAACACAUCUCACCGACAACCAAGAGCAAGAAGCAUGGGAGAUGCUGCAGCACAGAAUGGUGGACAAAAUGGCCGUGUUACCAAGAGUAAUGGAAAAGACAAAGAUGGUAGUUCUGCCUGUGUGAUGCAAUAAUGGAAGAUGGAAGAUGGUGGGAAAGAUGAUGGGAAAUAGAAUGAUUGACAAACUUACUACUGUGAUAUAAUGUUGUUAUUCAUGACCUUAAAGUAACAACAUUGUUGUUUUUGGUAUAUGUGAUACAAUGUAGACAUGAUUGUGCAAUGUGUGAUACAGUUUUUAUCACACAUUCAUAACAUGUCAUAUCAUAUUUCAGUAUGAUGCACUGUUAGAAUAUAUUGAAAUAUGGUUGUAAAUAUUGAUGCAAUCUUUUGCAUGUUGUGACAGUGUCAUGCACUAUUGUAAUACACAUGCAUCUUUCCUUUCUGUUACAUUUGCAUCAUGUAAUGGAUGCAUCACUGAAAGUGAAACGUGUGCUUCAAUCUUGAACUUUGCAAUACAUGGUUAACUGUACAUAUAUUUCACAAGGACACAAUAUUUCAUGCACUGUGUUGCUGUCUAACGCAAGCUGUAGAAAUACUUUACCUUAUCAACCAAGGUGUGUAACAUGCAAUACUAUGUUUACUCAGACUUCAUGUUUGUGAGUGUCUUUUCGUGUGAAGUAUCAGAACCAAAAUGUUCGAUGUGAACAGUAAGAUGUUUCUGAUGGAUGUUUUAGAUUAUUGACCAAAUCCUGGUCCCAACGUUAGCCCAAAUCCAAAUUCAACCUAAAGUAAUCCAAACAACAAUCCUAGUCCCUAUGUGUCCUAAACCCAGUGUCAACCCUUACCACUAUUCAAAUGCCAGCCUCAACCCAAAUCUUGACAAUAACCCCAAUCUAACCCCAAACCAAACCCAAGUCUAACGCCAGCCUCAAUCCAGUCUCAAUCCUAAUGCAAGUGCCAAGCCAAACCCAAACCCAAAUCCUAACCCAACCCCAACCACAACCACACCCUGUACCCAACCCCAACCUCAACCCCAAUCCCAACCCUAUCCUCAAUCCCAAUCCUAUCCUCAAUCCCAAUCCCAACCCCAACCCCAACCCUAGCCUCAAUGCCAACACCAACUGAAAUUGAAAUCCAGCCAAGCAGGACUGAAUGUUGUAUAAUAUUUCAGAGUGUUUGUGCAAAGUUACCUCUCGCUGUAGUAAAGAUAUUCAUGUUUUUGUUACCUGUAUGAACUGUGCUGAAAAUACAAUUAUCCUCUUAAACAAUUCAGAGUCUUCAUCAGGAACAAAUGCAUAUUUUGCUAUAUUAGCAAUGACAUGUUUUACAGUUACCCUACAGAUUAUUCUGCUGAUAUUGGCUGUUUAUUCACUGCUGUUGAGGUGCCUUGUCUUUGCAUUUAUUUUUUUUAACUCAACAGAUAUGAUGUCUAUGUGCAAAAGCAGAUAUAAUAUAUUGAUAAAAUAGCACUUGAAUUCCAAGCUCUGAAGAUAAUACAACAAUUGUCAUUCAAACAUCAAACAUAAUUUAUUGCAUCUAAAGUGAAACAUUUAAAAUGCAGUGUUUUUAUAGCUCUAGCAUAAUUUGUGUCUUUAUUUAUGAUACUGUUGUUUACUUAAUGAUAUUUCUCUAAGAGGCAUAUUUACUUGAUAUUACUCUGAAAGGCCUGCAAUAACAUGGUUGUCUUGUUUACCUCUCUCGGUUUUAACAGCUUGCUGUAACAAAUAGGUUUCUCAUGCUUUAUGAAGACGAAGAGUGUUGCAUCUUGCUUCAGAGGCAUCGAAUAAUGUUGUUUUUUGCAUUUGUGAAAGAUGAAUAUUUCUUUUUGAGUGAGACUUCUUGACUAUAACAAAUAUAAACCACUUACCUGUCAGAGGACUAGUAUUGUUGGGAUUUGUUUACUCUUUGAGAAAAAAGCAAUAGCAAAUAUUAUUGUACCUUUACUCAGUUUGGAAAUAUAUUUCUUUUAUACCUGUACAUACAGGAGUGAAUUUGACUCUGUAUUUGAUCAAAUAUCCGUCCUCGAUAUUUAUAUUUCAUUUAUUUUGUAUGUAUACCUCACUCUAAAUGUAGUGUUUAUGGAAUCAAAAACAUAUUUGUCAUUUUUUUCUUCCGAUUUAUGCACACCUUCAGUGUAACUUUACAUUUGUGUUACUUUAUUGGGAUGUUUACGAAAACCUUUGUUUAUUUCUUGUGGAGAUCCUGGUUAGAAUAGGUCUCAAUCAACCCAUGCUUGUUUUACAAGACGAGUAAUGGGAUCAGGUUUUAUGACUUGGUUAAUGUUUUAUCAUCAAAUAACAAGGAGUAGAUCAAUGCUUGUGACUCAAUUGUUUACAGACAACCGUCAUAUAGCUGAAUAUAGCUGUGCAUGGGGUUUAACAACAAAUACACACCCAUGUAUACACCAAUGUUAC